AUGGGGUUACUCACUAUCAUCCGAAAAAAUCGCCUUAAAGCGCAGGAAAUGCGUAUUCUCUUUCUUGGCCUCGAUAAUGCCGGAAAAACGACCAUAUUGAAGUAUAUAUCACAUGAAGACACGUCGACAACGUCUCCUACGCUUGGUUUCAACAUAAAGACGCUUGCCUUACCAUCCUCACCAUACACCCUAAACAUAUGGGAUGUCGGGGGCCAACGGACUCUCAGGCCAUAUUGGCGCAACUAUUUUGAGCAAACGGACGCCAUAGUGUGGGUCGUUGACUCUGCGGAUCGAAUGCGCAUGCAAGAUUGUAAGCAGGAAUUGCGGGGUCUCUUGAGUGAGGAUCGUCUAGCAGGUGCAUCCCUCCUCGUGUUUGCGAAUAAGCAGGAUCUUCCGGGGGCAUUGAAUAUUCCCGAAAUUAUAGCCGCAAGUUCGCUCCGUCUCAACAGCAUCAAAUCUCACCACUGGAAGAUAUUCGCAUGCAGUGCAAUGACCGGUGCUAACGUGUUCGAAGGGCUUGACUGGGUUGUAGGUGACGUUGCUGGAAGGUUGUACUACUAUUCCUCUACAUCUCUCAACUCUUCUUUCGUUUCCCGGCCGCACGAUAUCAAUACAAACCCUGCCUCAGUUUGA
Guyanagaster necrorhizus is the source of this 633-nucleotide messenger RNA. Its product is annotated as ARF/SAR superfamily. NCBI's taxonomy places the organism in Eukaryota, Fungi, Basidiomycota, Agaricomycetes, Agaricales, Physalacriaceae. The transcript is spliced from 4 exons. Gene Ontology annotation, molecular function: GTP binding; GTPase activity. The coding region runs from base 1 to 633 and encodes 210 amino acids. The record is from RefSeq and is a predicted model, not a curated record.